Messenger RNA from Fibroporia radiculosa, 2337 nucleotides. RefSeq lists its product as uncharacterized. The coding region runs from base 1 to 2337 and encodes 778 amino acids. The record is from RefSeq and is a predicted model, not a curated record. The transcript is spliced from 14 exons. Gene Ontology annotation, cellular component: nuclear pore; nuclear pore outer ring. Gene Ontology annotation, molecular function: structural constituent of nuclear pore. NCBI's taxonomy places the organism in Eukaryota, Fungi, Basidiomycota, Agaricomycetes, Polyporales, Fibroporiaceae. Gene Ontology annotation, biological process: regulation of DNA-templated transcription; post-transcriptional tethering of RNA polymerase II gene DNA at nuclear periphery; protein import into nucleus.
AUGACCUGGCCACGCUCCUUGACCCUGAAUCAGGUUUCGCUCCUCGUCUACGAGAACUCUGCCGCCAACAGUACGUACCUAUUGGAAAAGGAUUUGACCGGGCUGCGAAGACUCCACGAAUUAGAGGAAAACUCUCCAGGGGAUGUGUCGUUGUUGGAGAUCGAGGCAUUGAGGAUGGAGAGUGAUACUUGGGCGUUGCUCCAGGCCAUCAUGCCCCUGCGGAAAACGGCACCUCCAGAGUAUCCCUCUCCACGCUCCCUUCUCGCCUCCAAUCCGUACACACCACCCGCAUCUCUCGCACAGUCUAUUCUCAAGUCUUCGCCUUUCUUCUCAUCUCUCGUUGUCGUACGCGAGUGGCUACACGAAACCGCGCCUGCACCUGUGGCCCUCGACCCAGGCGCAACUACAGGCUAUUGGCGGUUCACAAAACACGUUGUCAUGCAAGGUCUUCGCAUGGGUAGACAUACUGGAGGCAUUGUGAGUGAAUUGGACCCCGACGCGGUAAACCGCGAAAGUGGAGAGGGCCAAUCGCUGGCUAUUGACGAUGCGAGCUACGACAAAGCGCUCGUACAGACACUCUUUGCUCUUGUGCGUUCAGGGAGACUGGACGAAGCCGUGGACCUAUGCAGGAGGGCCCACCAGCCUUGGAGAGCAGCGAGCAUCAAUGGGGCGCUGUUGUUCCGGUGGCCUAGCGGUCCUCGAGAAGAAGACGAAGGUGAGGAAGAGAUGGAAGUUGAUGAAGGAUGGCGCGGGAACCUUCGCAGGAAACUAUGGAAAACCACUUGCACUCGUGCUGCACUGAAUCAAAGUCUCCCUCCUGCUGAACGCGCGCUGUAUGCUGCACUUGCACCUUCCCCGCAGACUGCCGGUCCGCUCAGGGCAGCGUGCCACACGUGGGCAGACCAGCUAUGGGCGUUAGUCUCUGUCGCGUACGAGGAGAGGUUAAGCUCGGGCCUUGCUAAGGUGUCAGAGGAGAGCUUCUGGGAGAGCGGUCUCGCGCCUGUCGACGGGGAUACUGACGAAAGCUCUGUGCGCCGUUCAAUUUCCAUGGAGAAUGAUGAUGAGAUGGAGGAAGACAACUGGGAACGGGACGUAUCUGCCGCACUCGAGUCGCUGAGCAGCGUUGGCGUUGAAGAUGGCCCGCCUGCGGACAACCCAUAUCAUAUCACUCAGCUCAACAUCAUCCUAGACCGCACAGACGCGCUUCUCGAUGCAUUCGCAGAAGGGCUACGCAAUAGCACGUACCUCACUACAUCACCUGAAUACCCCACCAUGACACGCUUUUUCGCACAUCUUUGUCUGUAUCUCAAAAUGAUUGACGUGCCCGUCCCUCCCCUUGCCACCCAAGUCAUCCUUGAAGCCUAUCUGCAGGUGCUUGAGGCUGCGGGUCAGCGCGAGCUUAUCGCAAUGUACGCCGGUGCGCUGGGCGAUAACGCCGUUGAGCGCUACGCGAUGUUCCUCACAUCCCUCGAGCUGUCCACUGACGCGAGCGAACGCCGACUCGCGCUCACGCGUGCGCGGGAGCACGGGCUCGAUAUGCACCGCGUCGCGAUCGCCACGGCAGAACGAACAAUUGAGAAGGCGUUCUCGGUCUUGCCCCUGGCCAGGGGCCUAUUGCCCUCCAUCAUUGGCAUGCAGCCAGAACCCUCGGACGCGGAGUUGCUGCUCCUGCGCUCCAUCGAGUGGACGACGUUCCUCGAGUCGACCUAUCCGACUGCGCUCGAGCAGGCGGAUGUUAUCGUUCGGUACUUUCUCGGCUGUGGCAGGGUGCAGCUAGCGAAGGCGCUGCUAGAUAUGCUCCCACCUGCACUAAGCACAAUGCACGAGCCAGAGGACCUUGCGAUGGAGCUACUGCAUUACCGCCAGUUCUUCGUCGUCUGGGAGUCGCUCGCGCGUGUGGUUGAGUGUCAGGCUGUGGAGGCGCCGCAGAUGACGAAGGACACGAGAACGGCGUGGCUCGAGGACUACAAGUUGCUGCUCCAGCAGGCGCGAGAGCAGGUAGUGAAAUUGCUGACUACCGAAUGGCUGGUGUCGGAUGUUGAAAGGAAAGAAGAUCGGCGUCGGCGCGAACUGGUGCGCAUCCGGCAAGUGUUCGUCCCGGAGCUGAUCAUCCGCCUGCAUGCAUUGCUGGUCGCGUCGAGGGGCAAAAUACCAGAAAACCUAAAACACGCGCUGCUGCUCGCAAACGUGGUAGCUGACUCUCGGUACAAUCUCACCGAGGACUUUGUCAAUCAGGACGGCCGGCGUCUCGGCGACUACCUCAACGCCGUCCGCCAGGCAGUCCUGUCGGGACUGGAAGGCGGAGGAUCGGAUCCGUUCAGAAUUGUAUCUAUGUAA